CCAAGGUCCUACACAACGCAACUCCCCAUCCCUUCUGCGGUAAUCCCUGAAUAGCAAGCCGCAUUGGUUCGUGGUCCCGUUUGUCUCCCAACGUCCUAGGGUCUACGCGCCGACUAAAGAAAUCGACAAGCCAGCCUCUUAUAUCAUCCAAUUGCUUUUGCUAGAUGCAUAACAGAUAGAAAUUGGGCCCUGGGUUCAUCAAGUCUCGUGAUACCUGAAAGGAAAGGCUUGAUGUGGUUUCCCUUCGUCGCGGCUUUCUGACGUGGCAGUGGAUUGCGAUUCCAAUAGCUCACGCGUAUCUUCGCUUCUUCGCUUUCUUCCCAGCUGUUGGCCGAUCGCUAGCUUCUUUACCAAAGUUCUAGCGGCGGCCGUUUCUGAGUCGACUGAAGUCGAUUUUAUCUGCUAACUAUCACUAUUCCCGAAUUUCAACUUACGAUCGGCGAGCACAUGGGUUUCCGACACCCGCCGAUUCCUACUGGUAGUAGUAGCAUGCAGCACAUCAGGAUGAUCAACUAUAGGUUACUACUGGCGCUUGUCGUUCUGCUGACAGCACACGCGUGGCUCGGCCAUUCCAUGGCAUGUGCGUCGUGGCUACCAUUUUCUCGCGAUCCCUCUUCUGUUCGACCCGAAGGAGCAAGAUCGAGGCUGGGAUCCUUCCCCUCCUGGACGCUAUGGAGAAUGCCUGAAAGUCUGCCGCAUCGCCAGGAGCGCCUUUGCCAGCAGGAGCUGGAGCAUCUCAGGUGGUGGUUCAAGGAAGCUCAUCGUCCAACUCAAGUCCCCGUCCUCCCAUCAGGCCACCAGGACGACCCUGUUGGUUCGGAGUCCCGCCGAAGCGCGGCCUCUGGCUUGGAAGCAAACCAAGCCAAGCAUACUGGCCCGGGAACGUUUCUAUCGGCUGGAGAUCAUUGGUCUGUACGAGGCAUGGAGGACUUGCAGAGAGGAGCGAAGCUAGAGGAAAUUGACAGAGGAAAGAAAGAAGCGCAUGGGGAAGGUUCGAGGAAGAAGGGCGAUGCAGGGAGGGAAGCUAGGGUAGCAGAUGAGGGGAACAUUUUUGAGAAUUCUCAAAAACACCCUGCAAAAUCAAGGGUUUUGCAAGAGGGCGAGGAAAGCGAGCAAGAGUAUGAUGAGAAGGAGGAGGAGGGACGGAGUUUGGAGGAGGAUGGAGACGACAGAGAUGGGAAUAGCAAACGGAUUAGCGUUACUGAUGCUCUGGGGCUCGUUUCGAACCCCCGACAGGCCCGGAUGAGAAGGAGAUUGGCUGGAAAGGUGCCUCUCAGCGCCAAGCUUGCGAACUGUGUGCCGUGCACAAGCAGGGGGAAGAAGAGAGUGCUCAUCAAAGGGAGCUGGGAUGAUGAUGAGGAGUCGAAGCUCCAGGGCGUUCUGUCAAGGCCUGGUAGUGGGAGGGAGCAGAUUGCAGGGGAGAUGACGGAAGCAGACGGGGGGAACCCUAGUUUCAGGAACGAUGGGCUUGAUUUGGAAGGUUCGAGGAAGCUUCUGCUGGCGUCAGCGCCGUGCUGUGACCCGCUGCUGUUGAGGCUGCAGGAGCAGACGGUGGCCCUGGAGAGACUCAUGGCGGAGAUUGCUGAGAAACAGGUGGAGAGCAAGAGGGUGAGCAGGGAGAAAUACGUGCUGAAUAAGAAGCUGAGCCGGGCCGACAUCAACUGGGAGGCUGCUUUUCUUGGAAACCAGACCAUGUACGAGGCACAGCAGACAGUGCAGCGGUGCAACGGGCAUGGGAUCGUGGCACGGGAGGGGACUCUAGUGUGGAAGGGCUACACAUGUGAUGCGUCUGAUGAAGCCCUGAGGCUGUACGCAGCGUAUGAUGCAAGUGGGCCGUGUCCUGACGACUGGUUCGCCACGCAGUCUCUCAUCUUCCACCACCACUGCUUCUCGCUGCCGCAGCGGAGGUGCCUCGCUCGCACCACCAACCAGACCAUAAGUCCCCUACCAUUCCCCCAGGCCCUCUUUAAUCUGAGCGCUCUCAUAGACGCAGCCCUCCUGUGGGACCGCCACGCCUGCUCCUCCUUCGCCUGCCUCAAUGCAAGGGUGGUGGGCGACUGCCGCCUCUGCUUCAACCUCACUCUGGAGAGGAACCGGUGGCGCGUGCGGUAUAGAGGAUCGCUGACUGUAGCAGAUGUGCUUAAAAUGAAGAAAGGCAGCAUCAGACUUGGCGUGGAUAUAGGAGGAGGAACGGGGAGCUUUGCUGCCCACAUGGCGCUCUACAAUGUGACCAUCCUGACGACGGCGAUGAAUGUGGAAACGGUGGUGGGGCGCAAGCAGGGAUUGCCGUACAUGGAGGCGAUUGCUCUAAGAGGGCUCAUUCCGCUGCACCUGCCCCACAAGGUAGUGUGCUUGCUGCGUAUGCUCAAUGAGGGGCGCUUCUUGUGCUAUGUGCUCGACAAUGUGACCAUCCUAACGACGGCAGUGAGCGUGGGGACGGUGGUGGGGCGCAAGCAGGGAUUGCCAUACUUGGACGCCAUCGCUCUGAGAGGGCUCACUCCCCUGUAUCUGCCACAUAAGGUGAGCCUUCUGUCUGCUGAGUACUCCUUGUGCUCUGUGCGCUCUCCUCUACAAUGUGACCAUCCUGACCUAACCACACCCCAGCAGUGAAUGUGGAAGCAGGGGCUGCCGUAUAUGGAGGCUGUUGCCUUGAGAGAGAGGGCUCAUUUCCCUUCACCUGCCACGCAAGGUUGGUGCUGUAUGGUCUAUGUUUGUUGUCUGUG
Closterium sp. NIES-67 is the source of this 2723-nucleotide messenger RNA. The record is from the annotation of a GenBank genome assembly. Lineage: Eukaryota; Viridiplantae; Streptophyta; Zygnematophyceae; Desmidiales; Closteriaceae.